GGCGGCGCUCGGGUGACUCACUGGGGCGACCGAUGCAUGACGUUCUGAUGCAACGUCCUAGUCGAGGAAGCCGCCGGUGCACGUUGCGGUGACAAGGCGGCAGAGUGUGGCGGACGAUGUCCUUGGAGGCGACCGGGCCUACCGCGGGGAUGGUACUCGCAGAGCUGUAUGUCUCGGAUCGAGAGGGAAAUGAUGCUACAGGUGAUGGAACCAAGGAGAAGCCUUUUAAAACAGGCCUAAAGGCUUUGAUGACAGUGGGAAAAGAACCGUUUCCCACCAUUUACAUAGAUUCCCAGAAAGAAAAUGAGAGGUGGGAUGUUAUUUCUAAAUCACAGAUGAAGAACAUAAAAAAAAUGUGGCAUAGGGAACAAAUGAAGAGUGAAUCCCGGGAAAAGAAAGAGGCAGAAGAUAAUUUGCGAAGAGAAAAGAACCUGGAAGAAGCAAAGAAGAUUACCAUUAAAAAUGAUCCAAGUCUCCCAGAGCCAAAAUGUGUGAAGAUUCAUGCACUAGAAGAGUACAGAGGCCAAAGAGUAAAGGUGUUUGGCUGGGUCCACAGGCUGCGUAGGCAAGGAAAGAAUUUAAUGUUUCUGGUGUUGCGGGAUGGUACAGGCUAUCUUCAGUGUGUCUUGUCAGAUGAUUUGUGUCAGUGUUACAAUGGAGUUGUCUUGGCCACUGAGAGCAGUGUUGCAGUGUACGGGACUCUAAAUCUGACCCCAAAGGGCAAGCAGGCCCCCGGGGGCCAUGAGCUGAGCUGUGACUUCUGGGAACUGAUUGGGCUUGCCCCUGCUGGAGGAGCUGAUAACUUGAUUAACGAGGAGUCCGACGUGGAUGUCCAGCUCAACAACCGACACAUGAUGAUCCGGGGAGAAAACAUGUCCAAGAUCCUGAAAGCACGUUCUGUGGUCACCCGGUGCUUUAGAGAUCACUUCUUUGAUAGGGGGUACUAUGAAGUUACUCCUCCAACGUUAGUGCAAACACAAGUAGAAGGAGGUGCUACACUCUUCAAGCUUGACUAUUUUGGGGAAGAGGCAUUUUUGACUCAGUCCUCGCAGCUGUACCUGGAGACCUGCAUUCCAGCUCUGGGAGAUGUGUUUUGUAUCGCACAGUCAUACAGGGCAGAACAAUCUAGAACACGAAGGCACCUGGCUGAAUACACUCAUGUGGAAGCAGAGUGCCCUUUCCUGACCUUUGAGGAGCUUCUGAACCGAUUGGAGGACUUGGUUUGUGACGUGGUGGAUAGAGUCUUGAAAUCACCUGCAGGAAGCAUAGUGCGUGACCUCAACCCGAACUUCAAGCCUCCCAAACGACCUUUUAAGCGGAUGAACUAUUCAGAUGCUAUUGUGUGGCUGAAAGAACACAAUAUAAAGAAAGAAGAUGGAACCUUCUAUGAAUUUGGAGAGGACAUCCCAGAAGCUCCUGAGAGACUGAUGACGGACUCCAUUAAUGAGCCCAUCUUGCUCUGUCGAUUUCCUGUAGAGAUCAAGUCCUUCUAUAUGCAACGCUGUCCCGAGGAUUCCCGCCUUACAGAAUCUGUUGACGUGUUGAUGCCCAAUGUUGGUGAGAUUGUGGGAGGCUCAAUGCGUAUCUGGGAUAGUGAGGAAAUACUGGCAGGUUAUAAAAGGGAAGGAAUUGACCCCACUCCCUAUUACUGGUACACAGAUCAGAGAAAAUAUGGCACAUGUCCUCAUGGAGGAUAUGGCUUGGGCUUGGAACGAUUCUUGACCUGGAUUCUGAAUAGGUAUCACAUCCGAGAUGUAUGCUUAUACCCAAGAUUUGUCCAGCGUUGCAAGCCAUAACUGAUUCCUCCAGAAGCAUUAAGGAAAGAAGAUAGUUUAUGAAAGGAACAGACUGCCUCUUAAAAAACAAAAAACGAAAGCCAAAAUCUUCCCUUUUUUAUUCCACUGCUGUAUGUAUAUCCAUCUCUUUUUUUUCCCACAAAAAGCAGUCAAAAUCAUGUGACUGUCAAAUGACAUCGGUGUUCUCAUUUUAAGAAACACUAUCCAUCACAAAGCUUGGAGGAAAUAUGUACAUGCCAUGUUACACUACAGUUGUAAGUCCAUAUCAUCCUUUUAUCCAAUUAUGGGAUUUAAUUUUUGCCUCAUAUAUAAUUAAAGAGAUUUUAAUUAUGGUUUAAGACAUUCCAGUAACUUAAUCUUUCCGUCCUGUUAAGUGUAACUGGAAUUCUUUAUAUGAUUUUGUUGUAUGAGUGAGUUAGAACAAAGAUCUUGAGGAAAAACUGAUAAUGUGUAGAAAUCUGCUGAUAUUAGAACACUAUAAUUCAUUGAUACUGGAAUCAAAGACAGUUUUGCAUUGGUUAUUAAUCUUUUCUAAUCUGUAGAGCUGCUUAUAGUUCUAAAACAUACAAAUUGAUGUGGAGGAAGCUGUAAAAAAUGAGGAUUUUGCGUUAAACAAUUUGAAAUAACAGCAAAUUCUUUUUGUUGUUGUUCCUUGCUUUAGUUUAAGUUAAAGAGGCAGAGUGAUCUUCUCGCUUUCCUGAUAGUGUCUAAGUAAUUAAGAAUAAAUAAGUUCCAAAAGAAUUUGCAGCUGGAAUCUUAAUGACAACUGUAUGUGGCCGUUUGAGUCUCCCCACACUGUGACUCUAGAUCUAAUCUGUGCUACCAUAUUAACUCCUAGCAGGAAUGGCUUCAUUUCAGAUUUGGUACAUUUCUCUCCCCAAAUGCAUGUCAUGUGUUCUCAAUAGGCUGUAUUCCCAGCAAUCAAUAAAUGGACACACAUGAAAACUG
Molecule: messenger RNA, 2744 nt
Organism: Canis lupus familiaris (dog)
Lineage: Eukaryota; Metazoa; Chordata; Mammalia; Carnivora; Canidae
Gene: NARS1
Product: asparaginyl-tRNA synthetase 1
Exons: 15
Coding region: 117-1796 (559 amino acids)
Biological process (GO): asparaginyl-tRNA aminoacylation
Cellular component (GO): cytoplasm
Molecular function (GO): nucleic acid binding; ATP binding; asparagine-tRNA ligase activity
Source: RefSeq, a predicted model, not a curated record